UAUAAAUCGUUCGUGAUGCUCUCUAGCUCUCAACGUUGCAAACACAAGAAGAAGAAGAAGAAGAAAAAGAGAAAAAAAAAAAAAAAAUUCCAAAUUCCACCCCCCACGCACACUGCAUUGUGCUGGUAAAAAAGUUUGCCAUGAAGCUAACAUCUAGCAUCCUCUUCGGGCUCAUCAUCAUCUUCUGCCUCCUCUCGAAAUUCACCAUCGCGGUCGCCAUUGUCGGCGGCGGAGGGCGGUGGGAGGUGCUGCAGAAGAGUAUCGGCGUGUCGGCCAUGCACAUGCAGCUGCUGCACAACGACCGUGUGGUAAUAUUUGAUCGCACCGACUUCGGCCCCUCCAACCUCUCCCUCCCCGACGGCCGCUGCCGGCACGACCCCAACGACCGCGCCCUCACCACGGACUGCACCGCGCACUCCGUCGAGCUCGCCGCCGCCCCGGGGGCCAACAGCAGCAGCGGCGCUUCCUUCCGCCCGCUCACUGUCCUCACCGACACCUGGUGCUCCUCUGGCUCCGUCGCCCCCGACGGCACCCUCGUCCAGACCGGCGGCUUCAACGACGGCGAGCGCGUCGUCCGCACCUUCGCGCCGUGCGGCGACUCUCAGUGCGACUGGUCCGAGGCCGCCGACGGCCUGGCCGUCCGCCGCUGGUACGCCAGCAAUCAAGCCCUCCCCGACGGCCGCGCGAUCGUCGUCGGCGGCCGGCUGCAGUUCAAUUACGAGUUCUACCCGAAGGCGAAUCCGUCGGACCGCACUACCUAUCCCCUCGAAUUCCUUAAAAAGACGAGGGAUCAGCCCGAGGAGAACAACCUCUACCCGUUCGUCCACCUGAACGUGGACGGCAACCUUUUCAUAUUCGCCAACAACCGCGCCAUUCUGCUGGACUACAAGAAGAACGUGGUGGUACGGAAUUACUCCGAAAUCCCCGGCGCCGCCCCGCGGAAUUACCCGAGCUCCGGCUCGUCCGUCCUGCUGCCGAUCGAGCCGCCGGGCACGGAAGCUGAGGUGCUCGUCUGCGGCGGCGCGCCGGUCGGGUCCUACCUGCAGGCCAAGAACGGAGGCCGCUUCGUAGGCGCGCUGCCGACGUGCGGCAGGAUUAGAAUUACGGACGCGUCGCCGUCGUGGGCGACGGAGACGAUGCCGGCGGCGCGAGUGAUGGGCGACAUGGUGCUGCUGCCGAGCGGGGAGGUUCUGAUAAUCAACGGCGCGGCGGCGGGCACGGCCGGGUGGGAGCUCGGCCGGAACCCGGUGUACGCGCCGGUGGUGUACCGGCCGGACUCUCCUGCCGCCAGCCGGUUCGCGGUGCAGAGCCCGGCGGGUGUCGCGCGGCUGUACCACUCGUCGGCAGUGCUGCUCCGCGACGGCCGCGUGCUGGUCGGCGGCAGCAACCCGCACGUCUACUACAACUUCUCCGGCGUCGACUACCCGACGGAGCUCAGCCUCGACGCUUUCUCGCCGGCCUACCUCUCCGCCGAGAAUUCAAAUUUCCAGCCGAGAAUUAUCACGACACCCGCGCCGCUUGCGUUGGCCUACGGAGAACAAUUCACACUCCGAUUCACGGCGGCAGCGAUCAAAGGCGGCGGCAGAGGCGACAAUGGCGGGGUGAGGGUGACGAUGGUGGCGCCGGGGUUCGCGACGCACUCGUUCUCGAUGAACCAAAGAUUGCUAGUUUUGGAGACCAAGAGGGCGACUGCGGUGGUCGGAGACGGGGAGUACGAGGUGUCGGUGGCGGCGCCAAAGUCUGGGAACUUGGCGCCGCCGGGGUAUUACAUGGUGUUUGUAGUGAACGGAGGGAUUCCGAGUGAGGGUAUAUGGGCGCGUAUACAGUGAGGGUGCGUAUACGUA
Molecule: messenger RNA, 1844 nt
Organism: Ananas comosus (pineapple)
Lineage: Eukaryota; Viridiplantae; Streptophyta; Magnoliopsida; Poales; Bromeliaceae
Product: aldehyde oxidase GLOX-like
Exons: 1
Coding region: 141-1829 (562 amino acids)
Source: RefSeq, a predicted model, not a curated record